CCAUCCCCCAGCCAUGGCCACACAACAAUUCGACACCCCAGCACCACGUCGAACGAACCGUCCCGCAGUUCGUCAGCCGACUGGCUUUACGCCCCCACCGCCAGCAAAACGACCUCGUGGCGCAAGCAGACAGUUCUCACUUUCGCGCUUUGCGACCCCUGCUCGCGCCACAGGGCACGGUCCCAACUCCUUGAGAGAUGACAGGUCGGUGGCAUCGAGUAUGGAUGUGGACGAGGGAGGUAUUGCGAUAUUUGAGAGAAGCUUGAAGCAGGAGACGGUGUUUGCGAAGUCGGACGAGUUGUUGGUGGCCUUGCAUUCCCAUUUACCGACAGAGGUCAAGCAGGUUCUGAAAGUUGCUGACUUCUUUCGAGACUCGUAUUCGGGAGAUAUCGACAUGGACACCGGGUUCGCUCUUGUCGCCACAUCCCAAACAUGCUUCGUGUGGCAACAUACCCAGGCCGUGUCAGUGAUACCAACCUGCUACAUCUUCUCUUGUCCAGAAGACGCUUCGUUCAGCGCACCAUUCCAUGCCUUCGUGCCCUAUGGCCAUUCGCGCGAGCCAGGCCUCAUCCUUCUAUCACCGUCGGGAGAAAUCAGAUUCUGGGAUAGCAUUGGGAUAGGUCUUGCGGGGGGAGAGCAUUACUUCAAAAGCCAACUUGGGAUCGAAUCCGGAGAGUUUGCCACAACGCUGGCAAGAUCAGACUCUCAAACUUUUAUCGCCUCCACAUCUUAUGGCCGUCUUUUCCGUCUAACCCUUACCUCCACGGGAGGAAAAUACCACCUCACAUCCCGCCUCUUCGCCCGUGCUCAAUCCUCCCUCUCACUCACCCGCUUCCUCCCAAACAUCUUCUCUCCUCAAAGUAUGCUGACAGAACAAGGCAAUACCUUCGCCGUGGCUAUGGGCGCCAAAAGCGCUACAGGCCGAGAUGUCUGGGCUUUGGUCGACACUCGUCUUCAGAAGUGGAAUAUGGCGACGGACGGAUGGGAAGAGCUUAAACUCGAUGUGGAGCUCCUCACAGUCGUGCGUCCGGCGUUGCAGGAUUCGUUGCUUGGGCCUGGAUCGUCCGCGUCGGGAGAGAUCUUCUUGGACGUGGAGUUCUUGUCAAUGGCGGUCGAAUCCGGAAAAGUCGUCGUCCUGGUCUCACAUGGUGGGCUCGAGGACAACACUGACAUGGAAAUUGGCGCCACACCGAGAAGAAUAUACCUCCUCGUUCGAUUGUCUGUCCUAUCCGCUGCUGAAAUUACGAUCGACAGUAUGAUGAACGUUCCAUACCAGACGACAUUCGGUGCCACACAAGCCCCUAUGCAUCCCCAACUGCGACUCAUGCUAGGCGGCGUUAUUGAUGUCGUCCAAUUUGGUGAUGCGGUGACACUGAGCGCAAAAGCUACCGGGUACCAGGAUCGCGUCGAGCUCAAGUCUGCAGCCGACCGGACGUUAGGCGUCGGUGUCCUAGAAUCCCAGAGCGAGCUCCUCAUUCUGACCGCUACGACUAUGCUGAAGGUCACACUGGAUUAUGAUCGAGUGGAGAAUUUCCAUCCGGAGACCGGCCGAAGUAACCUCAUUCAAUCCAUCAUGACACAAGCCAUCCUGUAUGGCUCUAACGCAGGGAACCCGCUGAGCUUUAGUUUCCCGCCUGAGAUUGACGAGGACAGUUUGAUGGCUGGCGCUGAGCAGCUCAGUCGGUCGAUACUCGAGUCAGAUAACCUGGUCGUACGCCCCAACAACGACUUGAACGCACAGAUGACAACCCGCAAGGCCCGGCUCGCUUUCCUCAUCAACUUCAUCAACGAGAACGGCGUGCUCGGAAAAAUCUCGCAGCGAUGCCGCCAACGCCUGGCUACGGACGCGGAGAGGCUCUAUGCGGGCCAACAGCUCUGGCUCCGCCUGAGCGCAAUGUACGCACCUGGCACGAUCCACAACGUCCACGUAUUCUUCACCGCGGUGAGGCAGUACAUGGAGAGCGUAGGCGAGGGCCACCACGAAGACCAACAGCGCGCUUUCUUCCGGCUGCACGUCGGGGAGCUCGGGAAGGUGUUACCUAUCUGCUGGGCGUAUGCGAAGAGCAGGAUGGACGAGGGUCCGGCGGUGAAGUUGGAGGCGUUGACGGAGGUGAACGAUAUCGUUUUGACAGUCCUCAUGUCGGCGCUCGAGUGGCGGGACUGGAAUCGGCGCGUAUACGGCGUCGAAUUGCCAUACAUCAAGCCAUGGACGAGCGCCGUCGAGAUCAUCGAGGUAGCGAUGGAGCUCUUCGAUACCGCGGCUGCGUUCUUGGAGUCGAGAGAGCAAACUGAGGGCGAGACGUUGCAGGAGCAGAGGGUGGGGGUGUUGAGGGCGCAGUUGGCGGAGCUGGCGGCGGUGGUGUUUCAUUGUUUUAAUGAGAGGUUGGCGUGGGUGCAGAGUGCGGCGGCGGCGGGCGAACCUGGGACGGAUCGGGAUAAGGCACUCGUCGAGGAAAGGUUCACGCAUCUGAGACCAGAUGUCCUCGACACACUCCGACGGAACGGCUUCACGAACGAGGCGUUCCGGCUCGCGGAGCAGUAUCACGACUACAGGAGUCUGGCGGCGCUGUGCACGAAGGAAGUAGUCUACCCGCCCGAGAUGAACCCGAAUGGGGCGAUGAUACAGAUGUAUGUCGAGAAAUUCCAGGACGCGUUCACGGAUGAGUUGUUCCAGUGGUACAUCGAACAUGGCGAGCUCCGCGCCCUCUUCGCCCUCGAAUCCCUCUACCCAACCCACAUAGACCGUUUCUUCGCGCGCUUCGGCCACCCGUCCAUUUCGUGGCUCCAUGCGCUCAAGCGGGGGAAAUGGGACGACGCGGCGGAGAGGUUGUUAGGCGUUUCGGACGGCGCGGGGGAGUUGGCGAUGAAGGAGGUGGUGUUGAGUGUGGGGAAGUUGGCGGGGUUGGUUUGUGUGAGGGAGGGAGGGGGUGGGGGACGUGGGGAGGGGGUUGCGAAAGCGUUCCAUGAUCGAUUGAAUUUCGUGAGCGUGCAUAGGUCGCUGGCGGACGAGCUCAAGUCUGCACUACCCGGACGGGGGAAACAAUCCUUAGAGAGUCAAGUCGAAGCGAUCACGCGGGCGAAAGCGACGAAGCUGGCGCAGUACAGUGCUCUUCCCUUAGUAUUCAAGCAGCUCGUUAGGUCGUUGUUGCAGGGAAAGGCGUUGUCGGUGGAAGAUACGGCGGAUCUGAUGUCGUUGAAGGAUAAUUCGGAUUCUUUGGCGGAUUAUAAGACGUGUUUGGAUUUGAUCGCGGCAGACGCGCAAAUACCGGAGACGAGACGACAGACCGCUUUCAAGGCGAUAUGGAGGAGGAUAUACGACCACGAUGACUGGUGGCAGAUCAAACAGACCUCAGGUCUGACCGACGACGAAGUGAACGCUCGAUACCGCCAAACAGCCCUCUUCCACGUCCUGCGCAACACAAUCGCGCAGAGACGACAGAACGCGGGCUAUGCGCUCAUGCCGAACGAGAUCCUGGAGGGGGUGCCGUCGACGGAGGAGAUCGGGCAGAGGUGGACGGGGAUGUCGCCGGAGCAGGUGGAGGCGCUGGCGAGGGAUUAUGGGGAGGAGUGUGAGAGGCUGAGGGGGUGGGAGUUGCAGAAGGAGUAUGAGAGGGUGAGUGAGUUGGUGGAGCUUGAUUUUGCGUAGGUAGGAGUAUAUCGUACAAACGAACUGUUACUGUAACUAGUGUUUGGGUUCUGCGUCGUGGAGGCCGCUGGGGGGAGUCAUGCCGAUCUUGACUUUGAAGUUGUGGUAGCGAAGACGAGCGGCGAGUUUGAUCUCCUCGUAGCAGCGACGUCUCCAUUCGCGAGUGUAUUGUGCCUGUCUGGCCGAUUCCUGGAUGACCCAUUUCUUGUGAAAGGCGGCGAGGGCGAGGUCGCGGCUGCGUUGAGAGGCGUCCUUGGGGAGACUGUUCAGGGCCGUGGCCUUGGCGGAUUCAAAGCGUGCAUUGCUCUCUGCCCAGAAGACGUGAUUGAAGGAGUCGAGCUGCUGGCGUUGUAGCUUCCACUGGUAGUCCCUGACGCCGCGGAACUCGGAGAGGGAGUAUGGGUGGGCCGGCUUGGGCGACGGCUGAGGGAGGGCGUCGUCGUAGAUGACGGGGCGAAGGUUGGAGAGUGGGUGUGACGGGCCGACGAGGUUGCACGCCCUCGCGGACGAGUGGAAGCGACGGGGGUUCAUGUGUG
Stereum hirsutum FP-91666 SS1 is the source of this 4182-nucleotide messenger RNA. RefSeq lists its product as uncharacterized. The record is from RefSeq and is a predicted model, not a curated record. The transcript has 20 exons. Lineage: Eukaryota; Fungi; Basidiomycota; Agaricomycetes; Russulales; Stereaceae. Gene Ontology annotation, molecular function: protein binding; structural constituent of nuclear pore. Gene Ontology annotation, cellular component: nuclear pore outer ring. The coding region runs from base 14 to 3646 and encodes 1210 amino acids. Gene Ontology annotation, biological process: poly(A)+ mRNA export from nucleus; transcription-dependent tethering of RNA polymerase II gene DNA at nuclear periphery; protein import into nucleus.